CAAAACCAAACCAAUCGGACCCAGCGUGCUUUGCGCCGCCACCGUACAAAAACAUGGCUGCGCUCAGGGCCCCUCCCUCAUCCCGGCAUGCACCGGGGAGUAGGGCCGGUCUUUCUGUGGGCCCGGAAGAUGGCGGCCUCUGGCGCAGAGCAGCAGAUCCUAGUCCAGUACUUGGUGUUACGAAAGGAUCUGUCGCAGGCUCCAUUCUCCUGGCCGGCAGGCGCAAUGGUAGCGCAGGCUUGUCACGCAGCCACAGCGGCCUUGCACAUUCACCGCGACCACCCCCACACGGCCGCUUACCUUCGGGACCUGGGGCGCAUGCGCAAGGUGGUCCUCGAGGCUGCAGAUGAAAGCACCCUGAAGGAGCUGGCUGAGACCCUGCAACAGAGCAACAUUGACCACAUGCUGUGGCUGGAGCAGCCAGAGAAUAUCGCCACUUGCAUUGCGCUCCGUCCCUACCCCAAAGAAGAAGUGAACCAGUAUUUGAAGAAGUAUCGAUUGUUCAAGUGACUCAUGCUAUCAGUUGCCUUGAUAUCUUUAUCAGCUGGAUCCAGAAACUGCAUGCCAUCUAUCCCUGAGCAUCAUGUACUCCUUUCAAUGGCAACUCGUUCUUCUCUUUAGGCUGUGAGUGUUUCUGGAGGGUCAAACACAUGUUCGUAUUAAAGUUGUCAUUAAUAAGUA
Molecule: messenger RNA, 681 nt
Organism: Felis catus (domestic cat)
Lineage: Eukaryota; Metazoa; Chordata; Mammalia; Carnivora; Felidae
Gene: PTRHD1
Product: peptidyl-tRNA hydrolase domain containing 1
Exons: 2
Coding region: 88-510 (140 amino acids)
Molecular function (GO): peptidyl-tRNA hydrolase activity
Source: RefSeq, a predicted model, not a curated record